This is a messenger RNA of Porites evermanni, 2520 nucleotides long. Lineage: Eukaryota; Metazoa; Cnidaria; Anthozoa; Scleractinia; Poritidae. The record is from the annotation of a GenBank genome assembly.
AUGGCGUUUCUCUCCAUUGUGGUCUUUCUUGGAGUUAUCUGUUGCUCGACUACGUCUGCAUCGUUCACCUCUACAGCAACAAAGUUUGCCAAGGCAACCAUGGUGCCAAACACCCUCCUUGGUGCCUACUCGCGUUCCAGUACUGUCGCCUCCUUAUCACUGCUGGAACAAGAAAAACUGGCGGAAGCCAAGGAAUCUCUUGCUCAGUCAGCCCUGACCUUGGCUCUGUUGGACGUUGGAGGAGGAGCAGUUCUGCCCGUCGCAGAAGAAAUCACAAAUUACGUCAAAACCCAUCGAGAUUUUGCAGGCACCAGAGAAGCAUGGCGAACUUACAAUGGUCUUGUAUCUGACGAAGCUGCCAAGGCAGGAAGUGAGGUGGUCGACAAACAAGCUAUCCGGGGAGCAAAACAAGCAUUAAAGAAAGCGCUGAAAGCCGAUGUCAGUAAGUUUUCGCGUACAAGUAAAGUUGGUAAAGCUUUUGCCAAAGCGAGUAAGUGGUUGAAGGGAGCAUCGGUUUUUGAUGUUCUCGGACCAAUCACCGAUACCCUAUCAAUUGGUCUGAACAUCUGGGGUCUGGAGAUGGCCAUCAGAGAUAAUAAUCCUGCUGGCAUCGCUGCCGCUUCCUUGAGUAUCGCUGCUGGCGUUGUCGGCCUCACGACUUUCUUUGCUGCGAUAAUAACGGGUUCAACAAUCCUUGGACCAAUUGGGGCCAUUGCUGGGGCGCUUAUUGGAAUUGCCGCUACCCUCAUCGAACUUUUUGGCGGGCCAGGCUACGACGUGGAAGCAGUCGAGGCACAUAGGGAUCGGCUUCGACAGCUGAGGAGGCUGAGGGACGCCUGCGGUGCUCAAAUCGUCACGCGGAUGGACUUCUUAGAGAAGACAGGCACGCUUUUCACCGAUGUUUAUGCCAACAAUCAGGCAUCUUUGCUGUACAGCGUUCGUAGUGGGCAAUUAAAGAUGUACGAUUGUUAUCAUAGGCGUCGCGGGUUAUACAGGAACCCCGGCUGCGACGAAUUGCAAUAUGAUAGCUCUUUACACCUUCGUAAAUAUGUAGGGCCUAAGUUAUCGCCACAUAACUCAGUUGAUACAGCAGCGGAAGAGUUACGAAAUGUGUCAAAUGUUUGUAUGGGUAAAUAUCGUGGAAUAGUUAGUCCAUAUAUGCCUUUAGAGGAGAGUUCUACGGGCUGGGGCAAAACUAUUGAUUUCAUCGGCUUUGAUUUCUAUGGAAGAUUUAAAAGCGGCACAUCCUAUGGUGGUGCGUUUGUUUUCAUUAAUACGAGCUUUGUUUCAGGGGAAAUUUUAAACGGUAUUGAUAUCGAUACUUAUAUACCAAACGAUGACGUAGAGCAAAAUGACGUUAUCAGUAUUGACGAAUACCGAAAUUUUCGUUUAAAUCAGGAGAUUAAAAUUCAGACUGGAAGUGGAACAGAUUGUUUGAACAUUAACGGUAUGAUAGGAGAGUUUAAUAGCAGUUACGUUGAUAAGUUAAAGGUUGUUUUGGGAGGUGGACUAUUUAAUGUACUCUCUUUUCAAGGAAUUUCAAAAGACAGAAAAGAUAUAAAAGGAGUCUUUUUUGACUCUAAAGAAGGUAUUUUGAAAUAUUAUCACGGACAAAAUAGGAACACACACCAACUUGGGACAGUCGAGAAUGUUUGGCUAUUUAAAGGGUCGCCAUUUGAUGAUCACGUGAUACUUUAUACUACUCACCACAUUGACAAUCCCACAUUCAGAGUAAUCCAAACAUCCGGACGAAAUGUCUAUGAAUUUAAUUUUGAUGACUUGACUGACUCAAAUUUUUACUCCCGAAAAUUCCAGAUCGUUGAUGAAAGUGACCAUCCUCCAAAGAUAAUUAUGAGAACCGCACAUGCUAACAAACUUGAUCGCAAGUAUAUGAUUUUAGAAUACAAAAGACUAACUGUUUAUGAUAAAUCGACUGGCAGACCUGUGUUAGAAAUUGAAUUGGAUACAAAAAAUACAGGGAACGUGUUCAUUAACGAUGCAGACCCUAUCCCACUUGAUCACGCACACAUAUCUCCGUGGCCUCACAGGCUAAACGCGAACAUAAAAUCCUUAAGUUUCCCUCCUUUUCCAAGCAACCUUCACUUCGGAGAUGGUAAUGAGCUUUUACUUUUGAAGUGGCGAACUAAUCAUGACCAAAAUUCCGCUGACCUUGUGAUUGACAUGAAGGGUGGGGAAAACUUCUUAAUCAUCAGCGACAAAUAUUUUCUUGAUCCUUGUGGUGUUGAUGGUGAAACAGUAACCCUCACUUUGAAAGCGGGGUCAGUGACAGGGGCAUAUACAAUUUCCAUUGAAAACACUGAUGAUGCAAAUUUUUCUUUCAAUAUUGAACUACGAAAUAUGUACAAGAUAAUUAACGAGUAUGGUAACCAACUGGUUUACAUGCGGAGUUAUGAGGAUUAUUCUCCUCCUGUCCCGAUGGACCUCUAUGAUAAGUACAUGGAAGUAACCCGUGAGACGCUAGAUAUUAAGACCACUGAAAAUGUCCUGGAAGAAGAUUAA